Messenger RNA from Acanthosepion pharaonis, 1584 nucleotides. The record is from the annotation of a GenBank genome assembly. NCBI's taxonomy places the organism in Eukaryota, Metazoa, Mollusca, Cephalopoda, Sepiida, Sepiidae.
AUGCUAUCUUCUCUUUCUCACUUUUCUCUCUUUCUCUUCUCUCUUUUUCUUUUUCACUCUAUGUUUGUGCCGCUUCUAUUUCUUUUUCUCUUCUCUACUCUCCAUCUUUUUACCUCCACUCUCUCCUUCCUGAUAUCUCCUUAUACCCCUAUUCUAUUCAUCUAUCUAUCUAUCUAUCUAUCUAUCUAUCUAUCGAUCUAUCUAUCUAAGUCUGUCCUUUAUCUAUCUAUCUAUCUAUCUAUCUAUCUAUCUAUCUUAACACUCUCAUUUUCUGCUCUUUCCUCCCUCGUCUUCCCUCUGUCCUCUUUAUUUGUUAUCUUUCUUUCUUUCUUCUUUUCCAUACUCUUUCUUUCUUUCUUUCUUUCUUUUCAUUCUCUUUCCUUUUUUCCCUGCGUUUCUUUCUUUGUUUUCCAUUCUAUUUCCUUCUUUUUUCCUUACUUCUGUUUCUUUCAUUUUUCUUUCUUUCUUUCUUUGUUUUCCAUUUUCUUUCCUUCUUUUUUCCUUACUUCUCUUUUUUCCAUUUUUCUUUUUUUUUUCCAUCCUAUUUCCUUCUUUUUUUCCUUACUUCUAUUUUUUCAUUUUUCUUUCUUUCUUUCUUUGUUUUCCAUUGUCUUUCCUUCUUUUUUCCUUAUCUUUCUUUCAUUUUUCUUUCUUUCUUUCUUUUUUCUUUCUUUCUUUCUUUGUUUUCCAUUCUCUUUCCUUCUUUUUUCCUUAUCUUUCUUUCAUUUUUCUUUCUUUCUUUCUUUCUUUCUUUCUUUCUUUGUUUUCCAUUCUCUUUCCUUCUUUUUCCCUUACUUCUCUUUCUUUCAUUUUUCUUUCUUUCUUUCUUUCUUUCUUUCUUUCUUUCUUUUCCAUUCUCUUUCCUUCUUUUUUCCUUACUUCUCUUUCUUUCAUUUUUCUCUCUUUCUUUCUUUCUUUCUUUCUUUCGUUCUUUUCCAUUCUCUUUCCUUCUUUUUUCCUUACUUCUCUUUCUUUCAUUUUUCUUUCUUUCUUUCUUUCUUUCUUUCUUUCUUUUCCAUUCUCUUUCCUUCUUUUUUCCUUAAUUCUCUUUCUUUCAUUUUUCUUUUUUUCUUACUUCUCUUUCUUUCAUUUUUCUUUCUUUGUUUUCCAUUUUAUUUCAUUCUAUUUCCUUACUUCUCUUUCUUUUAUUUUUCUUUCUUUCCUUCCUUCUUUCUUUCUUUCUUUCUUUUCCAUUCUCUUUCCUUCUUUUUACCAUACUUCUCUUUCCUUCUUUCUUUAUCGGCAGACAGAUCGGACGCCGUACGUGGCCGCACACAAUUCGCCAUUUGCUCCCUGAUUCUUUCUCAUGUUUCGCUCUCCGAGGAUGUCGACUCGACUCUUCCGAUAUUUUUCCCGUUCUCUAUUUCCCUUAAUCUGUCUCCUUUUUUCUUUCUCUCAGUCUUCCCUCUCUCUUCUUUCUUUCUUUCUUUCUUUCUUUCUUUUCUUUCUUUUACUUUAUCUCUCCUUCAUUGCUUCUCUCUUUUUCUUUCUCUAACUUCUCAGUCUUUCAAUUUUCCCUCUUUUUCUUUUAUGCUCCUUCUGAACCGUCUUCCUGUUUCUUUCUCCCACGACACCAUUAACUAA